Coprinopsis cinerea okayama7#130 is the source of this 1572-nucleotide messenger RNA. Its product is annotated as aldehyde dehydrogenase. The transcript is spliced from 18 exons. The record is from RefSeq and is a predicted model, not a curated record. Lineage: Eukaryota; Fungi; Basidiomycota; Agaricomycetes; Agaricales; Psathyrellaceae. Bases 1 to 1572 code for a protein of 523 amino acids. Gene Ontology annotation, molecular function: aldehyde dehydrogenase (NAD+) activity.
AUGGCACUCGCAGCAGCUAUCAACGUUCCCCGCCUGGGCAAGUCCAUUCAGGUCCCAACUGGUCUCUUUAUCAACAACGAGUUCAGACACUCUGUCGAUUCUGGCGAAAGAAUCGAUGCUAUAAACCCGGCCACGGAAGAGGUUCUUUGCUCUGUCGUUGCAGCCUCUGAAAAAGAUAUCGACGUCGCAGUGGCUGCUGCACGGGAGGCGUUCAACACUACCUGGGGAAAGAAUGUCACCGGUUGGGAGCGUGCCAGGCUCCUGCACAAGCUCGCCGACCUCAUGGAACGCGAUGCUCAAGAGCUUGCCGAGCUUGAGUCUCUCAAUAACGGGAAGCCGGUGCGCAUUGCAAGGGAUUUCGAUAUCGGGGACAGCAUUCAGUGUCUCCGUUAUUAUGCGGGGUGGGCGGACAAGAUCACUGGACAGACGCUUGAAGUAGACAACAAGACCAAGAUUGCCUUUACUCGCCACGAUCCUAUCGGGGUUUGCGGGCAAAUUAUCCCGUGGAACUAUCCCAUUAACAUGUGGGCAUGGAAGGUUGCACCGGCGUUGGCGGUUGGCUGCACCAUCGUCAUGAAGCCGUCAGAGAUGACCCCGUUGACCGCAUUGAAACUGUCUGAACUGGCCAAAGAGGCUGGAUUCCCCCCUGGUGUGGUGAACACUGUUCCUUCACUUGGUUCCGUCGGCGGAGCAGCACUUGCGGCUCAUAAAGACGUUGAUAAGGUUUCUUUGGAGUUGGGCGGCAAGUCACCUCACCUCGUUUUUGAAUCCGCAGACCUGGAGCAAGUUCUCGAAAGCGUUCACAUAGCCCUCCAAUCGGAGAAGAGAUUCCCCGGGGCUUUCUGGACGAUCCCAAUCUACCCAACCGCCCAUGCGUUUCACGUCAAGACAAGAUUUCUGAUAUACAUGCUCAUAGCGGCGAACUGGGCAGCUUUGGGUAUCACCUACAACACAGGGCAGGACUGCACGGCAGGAUCUCGGGUCUACGUCCAGGACACCGUCUACGACAGGUUUCUGGAGCUACUGGUGACCAAGGUCAAACAGCAGGUCGUUGGCGAUGGUUUAGAGGAGAAAACCGGAGCAGGUCCUGUGGUAUCCAAAGGUCAAUACGAUCGGGUAUGGGCGUAUAUCGAGUCGGGAAAGCAGGAAGGCGCCCGCGUGCUACUCGGCGGUAAAAGACGCGAUUCUCCUGGCUACUACGUCGACCCAACUAUUUUCGUUGAUAUCAAACCAGAGAUGAAAAUUGUCAAAGAAGAAAUUUUUGGGCCAGUUUUAUCCGUCGGGAAGUUUAAGACGGAGGAAGAGGCUAUUGCUGUCGCGAAUGAUACCAGCUAUGGACUCGGUGCAGGUUUACACUCGAAUGAUGCCAGUCAGUGCAUGAGAGUUUCGUCGGCUUUAGAAGCUGGAACGGUCUGGGUGAACCAGUACAAUCUGCUCAGCAAUAAUGUUCCCUUUGGUGGCAAGAAGCAAUCAGGAAUUGGCAGAGAGCUUGGCAGUUACGCCCUCGAAGAGUACACCUCGAUUAAAGCCAUCCAUUGGAACUUCGGGGAGAAGUUGGAAUGGCCUCUCUGA